CAAGUGCACCAAGCAAAGCGGAGCUGGCGAUGGAGCUAUCUGUGGUUCGAAAUGGGCUGGAAACUGGAACAUGGACUGCCCCGGAAAGGCCUAAGCAUGUCAACAUUCGGCUCAAAAGAGCUAUUCACUCAUUCCCUUUAUAGCAGUAUUGGGAGGAUUUGUGAUGAAGUAUGAUGGGUGUCAUUCCCAUAAUGCCCUUGAUGAUAGGUUAUUUUGUUUAUACAGUUGAAUGUGAUAAUUAUAUCAGAGUUUGUAUACUUUGAAGCCACGAUCUAGCCUAUUUCUUGUUUCAUGAACUGCGCUAGCCGCUUUUAGCUAGACCGAAAUUGAUCGCCCCCAAAGCCCCUCUAGAUGACAGUUGUAUUUCCAUAGCGGUGGUCUUGAAGCUCAUAACUUGCCAGUCAUGUCGACAAUCACCAAGCGCAAGCGUGCCAGGAAGGCAUGUAUCCCAUGCCAUCAGCGCAAGCGAAAAUGCGACACCAUGUAUCCUUGCGACAUGUGCACCACCUACGGAUACAACUGCAAAUACACCGACGACAGCACAACUGGUGCUAUACCCACUCCGCCCCCAGCCAAGCGCGUAAGCCUCGACAGUGAAAGUCGUCUGACGAGCCGGUCUCAUAUGGAGCGAGACCGCCGCGAAGGCGACGGCUCGUCGACGAAGAGUCCCCUGGCCGGCGCGUCCCCGGGCAUCUUCGACGCGCAGAAGUUCAGAUACUCCGGGGCAUCGGCAGCCAUGGCGUUCCCGCACAUUCUGGGUGUGGCUCUCGGUUCCGACAGCCCUCCAAAGACGCGGUCGUUUGCUUACAACUUUGGCAUUCGCCCCGAGGAGGCAUCAAACACUCACUGCUUUCUGGGAGAUCUCAUCUCGGUGGAAGACCUGGGCUUUUUCUCGGGUGUGUACUUCGCAGUAUUGGGUCCCAUCGGCGAUGUGAUGGACCCUAGGAUCUAUGGUCAGCGAUGUCAAGAUUAUUACCACGGUUCGGGCAGCAACGGGGUGGCCUUUGCCGCCGUGGCCGCUGGUGUCGCUGCUCUCGGGUCAUUCCUCUCUGAUAAAAGACACCCGCGGGAGUCUGACUUGGUGCAGUACGCCAAAGCCAUCCUCGAUGAUCCGUCCUCAAUGCGUUUGCAUGGUAUCGACCACAUCGUUGCGUGGGGCAUGAGGGUGCUUUAUCUCCGAGCCACCACCCGGCCCAGCAAUGCUUGGAUCGCUUCGUGCACGCAAAUGCACCUCUGUGAAGCAAUAGGCCUGCAUGAGGAGGAGAACGUCAAGAAGAUAGCAUCUAUCUCUAGCGCCGCUGCCCUUGGGCAUGAUGAGGACCGACUGAGGAGAAUUUUUUGGAUCUCAUGGGCCGGACAUAACAUGCUGUCCUAUGAGUACGACCUUUCUCCUGUAGCAUUUCGGACCGUGACUUGCCAGCCGAUCAUCGCGAAACCAAAUUCCGUGGCCGAUCAGUUUGUUCAAUUGAUCCAGAUCAUUCCAUCGCCCAAUUCUCCGUUCCAGCACGAAUUGCAGCACCCAAGUCCGAGUGAGGGGCUAUUUCAGCGUCUCAAGGCGCUGGACGAGCUCAACUUCACCCAUCCGUUCCUGGUGGUGACCAAGGCAGACAUUGCGUUUUGCUUCUAUCGACGCCUUUACCAGCUCAAGAUCCGCCUACCGGACGAAAUCAUUCAGCUCAUCAUAGAUAGCGGCAACGCCGCAAUAGAAGCGGCCGAGCAGCAGGCUAGCAAGGGUCAUCUGUUCUGGAACGUCAUCGGCAGCGUCUUCCAGUAUACCUGCAUCCUGCUGGCCAUCGACACGCCCGCGGCCUCCGCCCACCUCGGCGCUGCAUUCAAGGGUUUGGAGAACCUGGUCAAGGCUGCCGAUACAGGACUGACCCGUGAGGCGUUGUCGAUGGCGCGCCACUUACUCAGCCUUAAUAUGGCAAAGAAGCGAAAGGAACUUGCUCAGCUGGAAGCUGUCGAGGCGGGCUAUGAAUUCUUUCAGGAACCGGCAUCUGAGGUCAAUACUGCGGUCCCAGACAUGGACUGGGGAGUGAACUGGGAUCAAUUCUUCAUCGAGCCGUAUUUGUCCAUGCUUGGUGCUGAUAUCUAGUUGUAGGGAGAUUGAUUCACUCUAG
This is a messenger RNA of Aspergillus wentii DTO 134E9, 2120 nucleotides long. RefSeq lists its product as uncharacterized. Gene Ontology annotation, biological process: response to xenobiotic stimulus; regulation of DNA-templated transcription. Bases 404 to 2095 code for a protein of 563 amino acids. The transcript has a single exon. The record is from RefSeq and is a predicted model, not a curated record. Lineage: Eukaryota; Fungi; Ascomycota; Eurotiomycetes; Eurotiales; Aspergillaceae. Gene Ontology annotation, molecular function: DNA-binding transcription factor activity, RNA polymerase II-specific; zinc ion binding.